AUGAGCAACGUCGCGUCCUCGCAAGACAGCCCCGGGCGAACCCCCAAGGCGGAAGCCAAGGCGGAAGCCGCUGCCGCAUCCUGCCUUCUCGCCCACGACGCCGCGGCCGACGCCCGGAUCCGCAGAAAACUCGACACGCACAUGAUGCCGGUCCUGUUCGCGCUGUACAUGCUCGCGUUCCUCGACCGCGGCAACAUUGGCAACGCGCAGGUCGCAGGUAUGGGCAAGGCGCUCCGCCUGAGCAGCAGCGAGUACGCCUGGCUCGCGACCGUCUUCUACAUCACGUACAUUGUGUUUGAGUGCGCGCUGUUGCUGUGGAAGGUGUUUCCUCCGCAUUACGUCGGUGCGGCCGUCGUGUUUGGCUGGGGCCUGAUGGGAGCUGCCCAGGCCGCGGCGCAGAAUUGGGGAGACAUGUUGGCCAUUCGCUUCUUGCUCGGUGCGUUCGAGGCAGCUUAUGCCCCGGGCAUCAUCUACCUCUUGUCCUUCUUCUAUCUUCGUCACGAGGUCGGAUUUCGGUGCGGACUCUUCGCCUCGGCGGCCCCCCUGGCGUCCACCUUUGCCGGCGCUCUCGCGUACGGCAUCACGCACACAAACUCCCGCAUCGCUAGCUGGCGGCUCCUCUUCCUCGUCGAGGGCCUCGCGACCGUCGUCAUGGCCCCCGUGGCGUACCUGUUUAUCCCAGACUCUCCGGACAAAGCGCGCUUUCUCACGCCCCAGGAGAAGCGCAUUGUCAAAGCACGCGCCAUGCGCCAGGUUGGCACGGAACCGAGCUUGCGCCUCGGAGGCUUGGAUGGCAAGGAACUCGUCCUUACUCUGCUGGAUUACAAAGCUUGGUUUGUGGCUUUAAUGUACUUUGCCGCAAAUGUCAGCUACGCCAGCCUGCCAGUGUACCUUCCCAUGAUCCUCCGCGCAAUGGGCUACAGCAGCGUCAACGCCCAGGGGCUCAGCGCGCCGCCCUACCUGGUAGCCUUCCUGUCCGCGCUGAUGACGACAUAUGUUGCUGAUGGAACCCAGCAGCGGGGGCUGAUGCUGGCUGCUACGUCUCUCGUCGGGGGAAUCGGAUACGUGCUGCUUGCUACUGUAGAGACGCUUGCUGUGCGAUACUUUGCCGUGUUUCUCGCCGCGGCGGGUGUGUUUUCCACGAUUCCCAACAUUCUCUCCUGGACGCUGAACAAUCAGGGCUCCGACACGCGGCGCGGCGCAAGCCUCGUGCUGAUCAACGUGGUCGGCCAAUGCGGCGCCGUCAUGUCGUCGCGAAUCUACCCCAACGAGGAGGGGCCCCGAUACGUAAAGGGGCAUUCCGUCUGCGCGGCCUUUAUGUUCUUUGCCGUCAUACUGGCUCUUGUGCUAAGAUGCUUGCUUGUCUGGGAUAACAACAGGUUGGCGCAGAAGCAGCAAGACGCUGGAGAGACCGAGGCCGAAAUGGUUGGCGUCGAAAACUACGGUCCUGGAUUCCGCUAUGUUCUCUGA
This is a messenger RNA of Ustilaginoidea virens, 1470 nucleotides long. RefSeq lists its product as uncharacterized. The transcript has 5 exons. Gene Ontology annotation, biological process: transmembrane transport. Gene Ontology annotation, cellular component: membrane. Gene Ontology annotation, molecular function: transmembrane transporter activity. Lineage: Eukaryota; Fungi; Ascomycota; Sordariomycetes; Hypocreales; Clavicipitaceae. The record is from RefSeq and is a predicted model, not a curated record. Bases 1 to 1470 code for a protein of 489 amino acids.